AUGCCCUUUACAAAGGAGGCUAAAAAAAUAGAAGAAAAGCAAAGAAAGUCUCUCCUUGGCCCUAAGAGUCUUCCCCAAUCAUUGGUAGUAUCAAGAAGGUCAGAACUUCAAGAUGGUUCCACACAUCAAAUAAAACCAGUUCAGAAAAAUGUUAGAAUAUCAGAACUAGUCAGCUACAAAUCAAAUAGUACAAACAAUUUCUGCCUUACAUCGCCAUCCAAGAGAAACAGACCUAUCAGUGCUCCACCAGGUCAGCUAAGCAGAUGUCAACAAUCUUCCUCAAAAUUGUACUUUACCCAGAAGGCUUCUGAUGUACCCCAGGUUUUUAAACAGAAACCACAGAUACUCAGAGUAACUGCUUAUAAAAAUGGUGCAAUAAAUAUAUUUGCUAAAGUUACUGUGCCACCUUCCAUUAAAUUGCUGCUGGAGGAAUGCACUGAAAAGCUGAAGCUGAAUAUGGCUGCCCGACGAAUCUUCUUGGCAGACGGCACUGAAGUACUGAAUGCUAUAGACAUACCCCAUGAUGCUGACGUUUAUAUUUCAACUGGAGAGCCCUUUUCAAAUCCAUUCAAAAAAAUCAAAGACCAUCUGUUGUUAAUGAAGAAUGCAACUUGGACACUGAAUGGUCUCAUUUUUCCUAGAGAUGUCAAGAGAAGAAAAGCUGAGCCUGUGCUUUCCAAACGUAUGAAGAAACUUACAGAAAAGCCCAAGAUCAGACUUUUGGUGUUUAAGAACUGCAUGGGACAGGAUGGUUAUGAAAUAGCAGCAUCUCCAAACCAAAUUGAAAAGUUUUUAGAUAUUUGUACCAUGAGACUGAACCUUAUUUCACCAGCAAAGUAUAUAUACAAUAUGCAUGGAGAAAAAAUGGAAGAUCUCCUAAAUGGUAAGAAUUGCACUAUUUGCUAUUAUAAAACAACAAACAGCAGCAGUAUGGAUG
This is a messenger RNA of Python bivittatus (Burmese python), 937 nucleotides long. The record is from RefSeq and is a predicted model, not a curated record. NCBI's taxonomy places the organism in Eukaryota, Metazoa, Chordata, Lepidosauria, Squamata, Pythonidae.